UGUCGCAUGUUAAAGAAAUCGAAAGUCGUGGUGUUCAGUUCUGUUAAUAUUUUCUAUCUUGAAACGAAUUAGGGUUUCUUAGUCUCAUUGAAUAGAAGCCAGUAUGUUUCUGAAGCCUUUUAGAGUAAAAAAACAAAACACUCUUAAGGGAUCUGACAGGAAAAAAAUGAAAGGAGAAAUAGGAAAGUUAUACAAUAUACCAGAAGAUGUUCUAAAUGAAUUAUUUCCAACAAAAGGAGACAUGUCUAUGGCUAAAAUAGAACUACAUAAUGGUGACAAUGCAUUUUUAUAUACUAGUCAAAAAAAUCCUGUUUUCUUUGAAAUAAACAAGAAAAUGUUCCCAACAGUUUAUUCAUUAUGGAAAUGUCCUGACAUGUUGCCAGUUUUUACUACAUGGCCACAAGUAUUUACAAAACUAGUAGUAGGUGCUGAUCUAAUGUUACCUGGUGUAGUUAUAAAUGGACCAGUACAUAUGGGAACAUUUCGUGGUAUAAAGAAGGGAGAUAUAGCUAGUGUUAAGUUGGUUGGUAACAGAGCACCUGUAGCUGUUGGUGAGACCUUAUUAUCUGGUGAGGAUAUGUAUUUAUCUGCUAUGAAAGGAAAAGGUGUAAAACCAAUUCAUAUGAUGGGAGAUCUCUUAUGGGAGUUAGGAGAUCAGUCCGAACCUCCUCAUCUGUCUGAUGAUAUAGAUAUUGAAGGUGAUUGUGAAUCAGAGGACGAUAGUGAUACAGAUGGAGAUGAUAAAGAAUCUGAUAAUGAAGAUGUUCCUGCAGUAGAGAAACUGACCAUGCAGGACAAUGAGUGUAAGGGUGCUACAGCUGCUGUCUCAGAUUCUGAAGAUUCCGAGAGUGAGGAAGAGGAGGAGGGAGAUGAUCCAAAGAAAGUUAUGGAUGAACUGUUAGAUUACUGCUGUCUCUGUGCUCUUAAAGCUAAAGUGAAAAACUCAGACUUGCCUCUAUCUACAGGAAUAUUCUUCAAGAAUUAUUUACAACCAUACUGUCCUCAGGGAAAAUAUAUAGAUAUAAAAAAGUCCAGUUAUAAAAAGUUGUCUAAAUAUUUACAAACUAUAGAAAGUAGAGGUCUACUUAGAGUUAAACAAAUGGCAAAAGGAAUGGACAGCAUUGUAGAAAUUGACAAAGAUCAUUUAGAAUUACGAGAUUUAGAGGUACCAGAAUUAGUUGUACAACCAACUGAAGGUAGUGAAGAUGAUUUUAUACCACCAGUUAUAUCAGAUGUUUUCUGUAUUCCUUCAAAUCUUUUACCGUUCUUUAAAUCAAAGAAGUACAGUAAAGGCAGAGGGUUGGUCGCAGAUGAAGUCAGACAAUUUUUAACAGAUUAUGUGAAAGAAAACGAUCUACAGGACCCUGAACACAAAGGUGUGAUCAAAAUAGAUCCUAUAUUGGGUGAAGUUCUCCUGAGGAAAACUGAAAAUGAUUCCUGCCUAAAAUGGGAAGUGGCUAAAUCAAGGUUAUUUGAAAAACUGCAGCCUGCUUUUCAGAUAGUUUAUCCAGGAAAACCUCCUAUUUUAAAGAAAGGAAAGGUUGAUCCUAUUAAAAUAGAUGUUGUACAAAGAUCAGGCAAUAAAAAGGUGACUUUGAUAGAUAAUGUAGAGACAUUUGGUAUAGAUCCUGAUAAAUUUGCUCAUACAAUACAAGUGAAGAGAGCAUGUAGUACAACAGUUAAUCCUUCUGUACAAAAAAAUAAAGGCUUACAGAUCAUGGCACAGGGAAACCAAGUAGAUUUUAUACAACAAUUAUUAUUAGAAAAAUACAAGAUUCCUGUUAGAUUUAUUCAAGGAUUAGAAAAAGGAACAACAAAAAAGAAGAAGAAAAGAUGAAUUGAAGGAUAAGAAAUUGUAAAUAAAUAUAUGAAUUAUAA
Patella vulgata (common limpet) is the source of this 1878-nucleotide messenger RNA. RefSeq names its product eukaryotic translation initiation factor 2D. NCBI's taxonomy places the organism in Eukaryota, Metazoa, Mollusca, Gastropoda, Patellidae. Gene Ontology annotation, molecular function: RNA binding; translation initiation factor activity. The record is from RefSeq and is a predicted model, not a curated record. Bases 104 to 1837 code for a protein of 577 amino acids. The transcript is spliced from 15 exons. Gene Ontology annotation, biological process: formation of translation preinitiation complex; translational initiation.